Annulohypoxylon truncatum is the source of this 1957-nucleotide messenger RNA. Its product is annotated as splicing factor, CC1-like protein. Bases 197 to 1864 code for a protein of 555 amino acids. Gene Ontology annotation, biological process: mRNA processing. The transcript has 5 exons. Lineage: Eukaryota; Fungi; Ascomycota; Sordariomycetes; Xylariales; Hypoxylaceae. The record is from RefSeq and is a predicted model, not a curated record. Gene Ontology annotation, molecular function: RNA binding. Gene Ontology annotation, cellular component: nucleus.
CCCAACUUUGCCAUAUCGACACUGUUCCCCAUCCAAUCGCGCUAUCGGGCUGUAAGUAAUUUCAUUACUUUUGUUGACUUUACCUAUUCGUUUUCGUUUUACCGAUCAAGAAAGAUCCUUGGUCGACAAUACUUUAUACGCAAAGACAUCGUAGCCUGAAUUUUCUGCUCGAUCUGGCCGAUCGAAAGGCUUCAAGAUGACUACCCUCGAUGUCGAAGCCUUGCUUGAUGCCACUGCUACCAAUAAAAAUGACGCCAAGGAAACCCGAUUGAAGGAUUCAGACGACCGUAUAAAAUCCGACCGAAGUGAACGUAGAGAACGCGACCGCAGUCCUGGCCGACGACGCGAUCGUAGUGUCGAUCGAGCACGACGUGACCGUGGCGAUGAUAGAGAAGCUACUCCGCGAAGCGAUGCAGGUAGUCACAAGAGUAGGCGCAGAAGUCGGAGUCGUGAUGAUGAUCGUCGACACUCACGUCGUCACAGAGGAGGUGAUGGAGACUAUUAUCGUAGCGGUGGCCGCGGCCGAGACCGCUCUCGCUCACGUUCUCCCCGUCGCCAUUAUCGCCCAAGAGACGAGCAUCGCGAUCGCGAUCGCGAUGAUCGCAGCUACUACAGAAGCAGGGAUGAAGAAAGAGUCCGAGGUGGCCGUACGCCGAAGCGUGAUGCCACUCCCCAGCUGACCGAAGACGAGCGAGAUCGCCGUACCGUAUUUGUCCAGCAGCUAGCUGCUCGUCUUCGAACUAAAGAACUCAAGGAGUUUUUCGAGAAGGUUGGCCCGGUCACCGAGGCCCAGAUUGUGAAAGAUCGUAUUAGUGGAAGAUCUAAAGGUGUCGGUUACGUUGAAUUCAAGAACGAAGAUUCCGUCACUGCUGCUCUUCAGCUUACUGGUCAAAAGCUCCUAGGUAUACCGGUCAUAGUUCAACUCACCGAAGCUGAGAAAAAUCGCCAAGUUCGUAACACCGAGGGCUCUAGCUCUCACGCUAACUCGAUCCCCUUCCACCGUCUCUAUGUUGGAAACAUCCACUUUAGUAUCACAGAGCAAGAUUUGCAAAAUGUAUUCGAACCAUUCGGCGAGCUCGAAUUUGUCCAACUUCAGAAAGACGAUACCGGCCGCAGCCGCGGUUAUGGGUUUGUACAGUUCCGUGAAGCUGACCAAGCUCGUGAAGCACUUGAGAAGAUGAAUGGGUUUGAUCUGGCUGGUCGUCCGAUCCGCGUUGGACUUGGUAACGAUAAGUUUACCCCUGAGUCAACUGCAAAUAUCCUACAGAGGUUCCAGGGCCAAAACCAACAAUAUCAGGGAUCUGCAUUCUCCGGUGCUGGUGGACGAGGUCCUCAAGCCUCCGGGUUCGACCGAGCAGGAGGUCGUGACAACGACAAGGCGACCGGCGCUAGCGCUUUAGACGACACUGAUGUUGCUGGUGUCAAUUUUAACAACUACAGUCGUGAUGCAUUGAUGAGAAAGCUCGCUCGAACAGACGACACUUCUAACGGAACUCGUGACGAGAGACAGAUUCUCAAGCCCAAGACGGAAACCAAGCCGUUGCCUGUUAAUGUUAACAUGGCCAGUCGAUGUGUCGUUCUGCACAACAUGUUUGACCCUACUGAAGAAGAAGGUGAAGCUUGGAUUAAGGAAUUGGAGGAUGACGUUCGACAGGAAGCGGAAGAGAAAUAUGGUCAUGUGGUCCAUAUUUCUCUCGACCCGAACUCCCAGGGAGAUAUCUAUCUCAAAUUCGACAAAGUUCAAGGAGGCGAGAACGCCAUCAAGGGCUUGAACGGCCGUUAUUUUGGUGGACGAAUGAUCAGUGCUGCGCCUGUUGUGGACGCCGUCUACAGCAGUUUGUUCUCUCGUACCAAGGCUAUUUGAGAUGCUAAUAGUUGGCCUGGCCACUCCCGUUCUAGGAACUCUCGCCCUAUCAUCAGAACCACUCCCUCCCUUUAUAAGGACGUCAAACCAAAU